AUCAGCCGCGGGAUCAAACUUACGCCGACGGUAAGGUUUUCGUCCUGACGAGCUCGCGUAACUUAACCGCCACCGUCUCGUCUCGUCUCGUUUUUCUCCUGCCCGUCAACUCUUUCCUUUUCACUUUCUUCCCCCGAGUCUUGCUGCCUUCUGCUCGACCAGCGCCCUUGCCUUCAUCCUAUACCGUCGACUCAGUCGUUGCGAUCAUCUCUUUCUUUAAUCUAAUCGCUUCAGGUAAUCCAUCCACCAUCGAUUUCAUCAAUCCUUUUGUCGUGAACAUGGGUCGUACCGUCGACCAGGAAGUUCACGCGGCGUUCGUCGAGUUCCGCGCCAAGGAAGACGAUAAGUGUCUCUCCGUCCAGUGUAUAUACUGCCAGCAGAUCCGCGCCAAAAACACCUCGCGUCAGAAGCAGCAUCUGCUCGAGUGCCCCGGUCUCCGUGGCCAUACCAACCCCCAGGCUCAGUCUCAGACUGCUCAGUCCGCUCCCAAUGGUAUCGGUGCUACCAAUGGAUAUCCUCCUACUCCCAAUGGCGCGACAGCCCCUGCACCAGGCCCUGGCCCUGGCCCAGGUGCCCUGCCUACUCCCAACGGGCCCAUGAUGUCGAACGGUGUCAAUCCCCAUGCUACCCCGAUGCAGACGCCGCUGCAGAACAUGCAAGGCCGCGCUUCUCUUCCCACUUCCGGUCCCACCGGCACCUCCUCUGCUCCCCCAACUCAACAAGCUUCUCGUGCGACUCCGAAGUCUAAACCGAAAACCUCGUCCUCAAGUCUGCCCGCCCCGCCUUUGGACGAUGUACACGCUGCGUUUGUCGAGUUCCGUGCGAAGGAGGAAGACAAGUGUCUCUCUGUCCAGUGCAUCUAUUGCCAGCAAGUUCGCGCGAAGAACACGAGCCGUCAGCGUCAACAUCUCUUGGAAUGUCCCACCUACCUUAGUGUGAUGAAAGAUUCGAUCCCCGCCAACAACCUCCUCCACACUUUCCCGGAAGGCGACGUGGCUCGCUCAUUGCAGAUCCCCGCGCCCACUCUCGAAUUGGACUUCCGCAUGAGCAUAAAGAUGAACCCGAAGGUGGCUGUUGGUCAGAGUCUUUGGGGCCAGAGAGACUGGGUCACGUUUGUCGGUGGCCAAUGGGCGGGCAGAUGGGGCAAGGGUAUCGUGUUGCCCGGAGGACAAGAUUCGCAGAUCGUGACGAAGGAAUCCGCCACCAGUCUUCGCGCAAGCUACAUGCUUCAAACCGCAGAUGACCCACCCGCUUUUAUCAUCGUGAAGACCAAUGGGUGGCUCACGGGUGCCAAGGACGUUUUGGACAAGGUCAACGAUCCGGGCGUCGCGGACACGAUCAACCCCAACACGUACAAGUAUCGUAUCAAUCUCACCAUGGAGACUGGUGACGAGCGCUACGCAUUUUUGAACACCUUGAUGUGGGUUGGCAGUGGUUGCCGCAGGGGCCAUGAAGUCAUCUUUGAUUCGUUCCGUGUCAAUUGAUCUGCUACAAUAUUGCAGCUGUUUUGUCGGUUCUUCAGCGAGUAAUUUUUUGAGGGGAAAAAUUGUGCUUUGGUUUCUUCGCAAGUUGUGUCUCUAUCUGCCCCAGAGUAUGUCUUGAGCUUUGCCAGUGUUUGAGCCCUGUUGAUCUGGAUACAUGCUUUUUUGCCUCAUCCCAAUCACGAGUCCGCUUGAUGCGUUCGUGGAGCACCCAUGUUCUUUACGACUUCUCUUCGUUUCUGUUUGUUACUACUGUAAGGUAUUUCAUUUUCUUUGUGUCGAGGUGCAAGACUGGUGAAUUUCUACUCUUCUUCUAUAUCUCCCGGUCCUUUUCAUAUUAGCAGUGCAAUGUGAAUAUCCUGUAUCUCUACGAGAAUGAAAACUUUCAGUUGAUCGGAGAUAUAUAAAUCUCAACAUGACAAA
Messenger RNA from Aspergillus caelatus, 1904 nucleotides. Its product is annotated as DUF3237 domain-containing protein. Bases 279 to 1484 code for a protein of 401 amino acids. Lineage: Eukaryota; Fungi; Ascomycota; Eurotiomycetes; Eurotiales; Aspergillaceae. The transcript is spliced from 5 exons. The record is from RefSeq and is a predicted model, not a curated record.